Molecule: messenger RNA, 270 nt
Organism: Schistosoma bovis
Lineage: Eukaryota; Metazoa; Platyhelminthes; Trematoda; Strigeidida; Schistosomatidae
Source: the annotation of a GenBank genome assembly
AUGUAUAAAGCACUCAUCACGAACUACUUAUUGAGAGAACGACGAAGUAAUUAUUCUUUCUCCGCGGGUCUACAGAAAUUUCUGUCCGUAAAUUCACGUCUAUAUGACUUUGAUAUUUUCAACAGCUAUUUGAUUCUUUUACAUACAUCCGCUCAGUUCAUUGUUUUGGUAUCUUAUAUCAUCAUCGAUUCGCAGCUUACAUUCCACUGGAUUUUACAUAUUACUACUGAUAAACUCUUCUUCAAUAACAACUUACCCGCACAUAAAUAA